UGCUACUCUCCACUUCAACACGGUCUGCGUCUGUGUGUCAAUGGAUAAACUAUCACCAUUUGCUAAGAAAACUAUUUAUUUGUUUAAUCCUGGCGACGUCCUCACAACGUGUUGUGUUUGCUGGGAAAGACUGCUGACGAACAUUUUUAAGAGAUGCACGGACUCACGGAUCAGUGGACCACUCACACAGCGCGCCCAGUGUUCACGUGACGUCACAGAGGGUAAUUGACGUCACAAUGAAGCGUUCUACAGUCCGAGUUCAGCGUCGAGCCGCACAACUAAUCUGAUCUCGUGUGGGUCAGUUCAGCGAGAAUCCGAGCAGAAGCAAAGAUCAUCCCGUAAGAAAACACUCGAGUCGAUUGCUGAUUUUCCAGUGUUUCUCCAGCGCGGGAGUCAGUGGAGCUCAGCUCUAGUGUUCAGUGUUAGUAGAUGAUACACUGACAGCUGGAGGAAACACCGACCCUUCAGGAGCAAACCCAGAGUCUUCUUCAGCAGCAGCAGCAGCAGCUAUGGAGAACAACCCAACAGAAAAAGCAUCAAAACACAAGAAUAGAUUUUGUGCAUUCUUCAAAAAGACAUGGCGUGCUGUGAAAAGCGGAGACAAGUGUCGACGUGGAGGCAACAGUGUGGUCCCUCAUCAGUCUGUGUCCGACACAGAUUCAGCUGAUCCUCAGUGUGGUCCGUCCGGCCUCGAACCAGCGGCACAUUGGCAUCUAGCUGAUCCACAGCCAGGUCCCUCCGGCCUUGAGCCAACAGCCCUACAGGAGCAAAGUGAUCCUCCACCGCGUCCAUCCAGCGUCACACCGGUGAACUGUGAUGAAGAACCAGCUGAUCCUGAGCCAGCUGAAGAAAAUCAAACAAACAAGAAGAAGAAGAAACACAUCUGUGCAUUCUUCAAAAGAGCGUGGCAGGCUGUAAAACGUGCAGCAACACAACAGAAAAAGCACAACAAGGUGGCUCCACUUUGUCCACAGCUUGACACAGAUUCAGCUGAUUAUCAGCCGGAUCCAAACGUCAUUGAGUCGACGGCUCUACAGGAUCUCACUGAUCUUCAGCCGGAUCCAAACAUCAUUGAGUCGACGGCUCUACAGGAUCUCACUGAUCUUCAGCUGGAUCCAAACAUCAUUGAGUCGACGGCUCUACAGGAACCAGCUGAUCCUCCAGAAGAUCCUCAGUCUGGUUCAUCUGAGCCUGAUCAAGAUCCAGAUGUUUCAGAGAGGACAGCUGUCGUAGGAGCACCUGGUCUUGUGCCAGUGGGUCUGCAGGAUCCAGCUGAUCCUCUUCCAGGCUCGUCUGCUCUUGAUCCAGUAACCCCCAAAUUUCCAGGUGCAUCCAAGCAUAGACGAAUCACAGAUCAAACCCAUUUCAGAGCAGCCUGUUUCACCGAUCCAACUCCUGUUCCUUUUGAUGAGAUUUAUGAAGUGGGAGAAGAGAUUGGAGAAGGAGGCUUCGGCACUGUGUAUGAGGGCAUUUCCAAAUUUCUACGUGAGCAGGUUGCCAUCAAAUUCAUCCCCAAGUGUGAAACAGACCGGUAUAUUGAAAUACCUGGCUGUUCAAAGCCGCUGUUUGCAGAAGUGGCUCUAAACUUGCUGCUGAAACGGCCUCCGUUAAGCCCCUACAUUGUGCACAUGCUGGAAUGGUUUGAAGAGGACGAUCAGUUCAUCCUGAUCCUGGAAUAUCCACAACCCUGCAAGGACUUGCUCAAAUUCAUGGUUAACAAUAUGCAGCGAGUGAACGAAUCACAGACUCGUAGGCUGAUGUACCAAGCGGUCCUCGGGGCCAAGCACUGUCUUGACCGAGGCGUCUUCCACCGUGACAUUAAGUUGAAUAACUUUCUGAUCAACACAAACACUAACCAAGUCAAACUGAUAGACUUCGGCUGCGGUGACCUCGUGAAAACAUCAGGGUACUUGGGUGAUUUUACAGGAGUGUGCCCACCUGAAUACUACAAGGACUUAAAAUACGAAGCAGGGCCAACAACCGUCUGGUCUCUGGGCAUAAUGAUGUACACAAUGGUGUGCAGAUGUCAGCCUUUUAAAAGUCUAGAAGACAUGAUGCAUGGCAGUUUGAGUUUUAACAUCAGCAUUUCCACAGAAUUGCAGGAUUUGAUAAGCCGCUGCCUGGCUUAUCACCCAACCGAGAGAGCAACUAUUGAGGAGAUCCUACAGCAUGAAUGGUUUCAGCAGGGACAGAUGUUAGGAGUAGCACAGGAUCAGAUAGUAACAGCAGAUGCCCCAAAUUGGCCCCGGUGAGGAAAAACUGCCCAAACCAUUCAGUAAAGUCUUCAGAGCAGCAAGCUUGGUGGGCAAAAUUAGAAACUGAAGGCCCCGAUAUACUUCAAACCAAGUUUGUUUUCGUUUUUAGUUUCGGAGCAAAAAGAAGUUCAAAAAGGCUAUCCCCUAAACACAACAACGAUGAAGUGUAGGUAAUCUUGGUGUGAGACAGGCACCGAUGGUCAGAAUAUUACAGUCAAAAGAAUAAUGAUCAGCAGCAGUUCAUAGUCAAGUAUCAUGUUUGCAAUAAAAAAGAACCAUAAUCAGUCCUUUAUGGGAAGUGUGAAUGUUUCAUAGUCUGUAAACUUUAGCA
Molecule: messenger RNA, 2586 nt
Organism: Carassius auratus (goldfish)
Lineage: Eukaryota; Metazoa; Chordata; Actinopteri; Cypriniformes; Cyprinidae
Product: serine/threonine-protein kinase pim-2-like
Exons: 10
Coding region: 510-2252 (580 amino acids)
Biological process (GO): regulation of mitotic cell cycle; protein autophosphorylation; negative regulation of apoptotic process
Cellular component (GO): cytoplasm
Molecular function (GO): protein serine/threonine kinase activity; ATP binding
Source: RefSeq, a predicted model, not a curated record